Messenger RNA from Drosophila ananassae, 1079 nucleotides. RefSeq lists its product as uncharacterized. The coding region runs from base 672 to 911 and encodes 79 amino acids. The transcript is spliced from 2 exons. The record is from RefSeq and is a predicted model, not a curated record. NCBI's taxonomy places the organism in Eukaryota, Metazoa, Arthropoda, Insecta, Diptera, Drosophilidae.
GACGACCCAUUCGGAGUUUCCACCUAUUAAUUAUGCUUUUGGAAUAAGUACUUUGGAUUAGGUCGGGUCUCUUGACUCAUAGUCCCUGGCAUAGAUAAACGAUCCAUUCAAUACCUUUUCUCCAGUUCCAGUUCAGUGUUUGUCCAAGGAUCAAAAGCUUUCCCAGAAUGGUUCAGUGCAGUGGGUUGGGCCACGUCCUACGAUAGUGUUUGGGGGGUGCUCUCGUGAUGACGCUGUAUCCGAUGGUCUCAGGAGGUCCGUGCUCAGAUAUAGAUACAAGAUACGGGGGAGUCGUGCUCGGCAACUCGGCAACUCGUCAACUCGGUAAAUCAGUGCUGGGGAAGACGGAGCACUCAAUUACACAGAUUGCGAACGGCAUGGAGGACAAGGCGGGCAGAUAAGAUUUCCCCCGGGGCUGGCCGAACAGGGUGCCGUGUGUGGGCUGCCAGGGGGCCGCACAAGGGGCCCCUGGAAAGGGACACCCUGUCGCGCUCUCUUCCCAGAGGUUUAUCAGCCGAACGGAAAGACAAGAGGGCGGAGAACACUUAAGAAGUGCUACCCCAAAAUCGUAUAAAACCAGUUAACUGCCGGCACCGUAGCAAGCCACUUGGUUAGCUCAACUCUCUUUUUUUUGGACGCAUAUUCGGACGCAUAUCGUAGAUAUCGGAGACAUGUCGUCGAUGCACCAGCUGCUCCUGUACUCGCUCUGCCUCUGGGCCGUGAUCGUGUUCUGCGCCCCCGCGCCGGUCGAGACGCGCAGGGUGAUCUUCCUCAAGCCGAACGGCAUCCACCGCGGCCAGAUCCUGGCCACCCACGGGAUGGAGAAGCCCUGCCCCCAGUGCCACAUGCACGACCACCGGGGCAACUGUCGCCGCAUCAUCUCCUACAAUGCAGAUGGCGUCCGCUGCUAGCCCGUGCAGCGAACCGACCUGAAGUGAACGACCCAUCAUCAUCGCCACGAAUCUCCUCCCAGCCAACUAUUUAUUUAUGCCAUCUAUCCGUCUCGCACGCCGCACUAUUUAAUUAAUCGUAAUCCGUAAUAAAACAUCAAAUAGCCGCAAGAGCGGCAAUUAAGUAAA